Messenger RNA from Acytostelium subglobosum LB1, 1824 nucleotides. RefSeq lists its product as hypothetical. The annotation marks the transcript as partial. The record is from RefSeq and is a predicted model, not a curated record. Gene Ontology annotation, cellular component: early endosome; membrane. Lineage: Eukaryota; Evosea; Eumycetozoa; Acytosteliales; Acytosteliaceae. The transcript is spliced from 5 exons.
UAUAGUAGUAGUAGUAGUAAUAGAGGUAUAGUUAUAAUCUAUUAUAUACACCACACCAUGGAGAACAAUACUGGUGGAUUGAGCCAGUUAACUUCACCAUUGGACAAUGACAAGAUACAAAAGAUCGUUGCCAACUAUCAGAAGUUAAAGACACAGAAUGCUGUUCUAAAGAAGGCUAUCAUACAAGAACAACAAAAGUCUGGUGAUUUGGAUAAAGAGUUGAAGGAGAGACAACAGGCGUUGAGUACUGCUAUGCAGGAACAUGAUGUAUUGGAGUUCAACAAUCAACGUCUUACAAAGAGAUUGCAGACGAUGCAGGAUCAGAUGAAUGAGAAGAAGGAGGGUAGUUCAUUCAAACUGUUUGGUUCAAAGGUGGAGUUACAACGCAAGGAUGAAGAGAUCAAUAUACUGAGGAGCGAGUUACAGGAGAAGAUAGAUGACAAUCAGAGUCUACAUAGUGUAGCCAAUGAGAAGGAGACUGCAUUCAAGAUGAUGGAGACUCAUCUGAAGCAGACGAUCGCAGAGAAGGAUACUCUGUUGCAAGAGAAGAACAAACAUAUCGAGGAGUUGAUCCAGUCUCAGAAGGAAAGCGAGUUUAAACUAGUACAACAGACACAAGGAUUAAGAGAUACUAUAGAGUCACUGCAAGCUGGUGUUAAGAAGUCCAACAAGAAGUUUGAAUCACAGAUAGAGACAGACAUUGCCAACUAUGCAUCAAUGAAGCAAAAGCUUGAGAAGGAUAUAGAGGAGUUGAAUGCCAAUCAUAAGAAUGAGGUUAGACAACUAUCCGAUCAACACCAAGGUCUACUGAAGCAUCAGAGGAAUCUACUCAACUCCAAGAUUGAGGAGCAGAGAUCUAUUAUCAGUCAGAUGGAGAAGAAGUCACAGCAACUCGAGCUCUCACUGAAGCAGCUGAAGCAGCAACCUCAACAACAACAAGCACCUCAACAAACAUUGGUCAAUCUGAUGGACGACGAUGUCCAACCUACUACACAACAAGCAAGUCCCUCUGUUCAAUCCACUGCCACACCACCACCAUCUUCAUUCUCACCAAGCAGUUCACUUGUCGAUGUAUCUGGUGACAUGGAUAGCCAACUACAACAGGCAACAUCAAGUUCACCACAUUCUCCAUCACUUGGUGGUCACCACCAAGAGAGUGUAGAGGGCAUAACUGAAGCCAGUACCAACAAGGGAUCAGGCAGUGGAAGCAGUGGCACUGGUAGUCCAACCUUUGGCAAUGACAACAUUGUCGUGGUCAUUCCAAAUCAGAACCAAAACGAAUCACCAAUCGCAACAACAAGCAUUGACGUUGCACCAUCAGGCAGGUUCAAGCUCAAAGUACUCGAUGAGACUGGUGAGGCAUCAGAUUCACUCAACUUCUCAUUCGAGGACAAGGAGAGGGAGAAAGAGAUGAGGAUAUUCUAUGAGAAUAAGAUGAAUCAAUUGUUGAACAAGAUAUCCAAUAUUGACGCCAAGGCAUUGAGAUACUACGAGCAGUACAACAACCUGUUGAAGAAGGGUCAGUCCAAUGACAGUGUCAAGGGUGAGUUGGACGAGGCACUCAAGCAGGUCAAGAACACCAAGGAUGAGUUGGAGGUCACUCGCGUCAACUAUGACAUGCAGAUGAAGUUGUUGACCGAGCAGUACAUCUCACUCAACGAGUCAUUGAUGCACGUCGACUCUGAACUGAUCAGAAUCAAGCAACACAAAGUCCUCUGUGCCAAGUGUCGUGCAUGGAAUCCACUCGAAUCAGUCUUUUCCUCAGAGAACCAUUCACUCUCAUGUUGCAAAGGAAACCAUCCUCUUCAAACAAUAAUGCCAUGA